Molecule: messenger RNA, 1382 nt
Organism: Xenopus laevis (African clawed frog)
Lineage: Eukaryota; Metazoa; Chordata; Amphibia; Anura; Pipidae
Product: sulfiredoxin-1
Exons: 2
Coding region: 182-526 (114 amino acids)
Source: RefSeq, a predicted model, not a curated record
CUGCUUCCCUGUAAUGUUGAUGGAACAUUCCUGUUCUGCUGACUCACUGUGAAUAGGCUGCACCACUCUGGGUGGUGGGGAGAAGACACAGUACUUGAGCUGAACAGCGCACACACAGACAGGCAAGGCAGGGGAUACAUUUGGAUUCCUGCGUUAAAAGAUCCCAAUCUAAACUCAAUCAAUGAGUGACUCGCAGGGAAAUCGUAGUGUCCAUACCAGCAUUAUUUCCACUGUCUACAAUAUUCCGAUGAGGGUCCUCAUCCGACCCUUGCCCUCAAUCCUGGAUGAAAGCAAAGUGCAAAGCCUCAUGGAAACAUUACAGAAAGACGACGAUCUUGUACCACCAAUCGAUGUUCUCUGGAUCAAGGGGCAGAAUGAGGGAGACUAUUUCUAUUCCUUUGGUGGGUGCCAUCGAUAUGCAGCACACCAACGACUGAACAAGGAGACCAUUGCUGGGAAGAUCAUCCAGUCCACUGUCAGUGAUUUACGGACUUACCUGGGAACCAGCACUCCUGAUUUACUCUAACACAAACAGCACAAUAGGUAGGGGGUCUCUCAGAAUCUAAUGUUUCCCUACUGGAUGAAGUGCAACUCAAGGCUUACUGUCUGGCCAUAAUAACUGUAACCUGCUCAGAUCACAGACACAAGAAACAGCAGCCCAUGAACAUUCUUGCCCUCCCACCAGGACCGGACUGAGAAUUAAAAUAGGCCCUGGCAUUUCAGGUACACAGAGGCCCAAACAGCCCCCAGCAGCCCACUAAAUACUGGCUUUCUAUGGGACCUUAUAGCAGCCCCUCUGGCAUUUGCCAGAACCCACAGAUUGCCAGUCCGGGCCUGCCUCCCACCCCCUGGUGCCAAGCAAUAGCAUACACUGACUUGAUCCCAAGUAUGUUACUUGAACCCAAGGAAUCAACAAGGACCACCAGUUUACCAGCAGUGCCUGGAUUUUUGGGAUCUUAGAAGGAAGAUAUAGAAGGAAAGUAACAAACAUUUAUUUAUCAUGUUUCAUGUUCUCAGCACAAAGAAAUUUGUGCAGAGGAACGUAGGCACAUAAACUGUGAAUCUGGUGCAUAUUUACAUGGUGGGGGGUAAGAGGGCUAUUGUGUGUGUGGGCAAUAUAUAUUAAUAAAUGAAAAGGUCCAUAUCAUGUACACAGAGAGGAAACCUGCCACAUUAUAAGGGCAGAUGUAUUACAUGUUGUGCCAAAGCUGCUUCCAAAGCUGCACACGCAUCCAGUCUGGCACUGCAGUACUGAGACAACCCACAGGGUGGCGCCAUAAAUCCUAGUCCAGGAGUGCCCACACUCCUGCAAGGUCUACUUUUAGUGAUUUUGUCCCAUCCAUAAAAGCAUUGUUAGCAUUCUGUUCCAUGGAAAAUAUUAC